CGCAACCUCCCAGCUUCCAUUUCUCUCUCGUCGUCACAACGGUAGUUUUUCUCCCUUUCCUCACCAGACAAUACAAUGGCCACCGCCAUAUCUCGCAUGUCCAGGACUGCCUUCGGGGCUCGGGCGGCUGCUGACCUCAUUCGCCGCGCUUUUGCAACUGAGGCUACGAAGACUAUAACGCCGUCCGCUGAUCGGGUGAAAUGGGAUUACAGGGGCCAGAGGCAGAUGAUACCGCUUGGUCAAUGGGCUCCGAAGGUCGCCGUUGACGCCUACGUGGCGCCUAACGUGAUCUUGGCGGGACAGGUUACUGUCUGCGAUGGGGCCUCUGUCUGGAGCAGUUCUGUUCUGCGCGGAGAUCUCAACAAGGUCACUGUUGGAUUCUGCUCCAACGUCCAGGAACGCUGCGUCAUCCACGCCGCCUGGUCGUCUCCUACAGGACUUCCGGCCGAGACAUCUAUCGAGAGGUUUGUUACAAUAGGUGCUUACUGUCUCUUACGGUCAUGCACAAUUGAGCCAGAGUGCAUUAUUGGGCAGCAUUCAAUCCUUAUGGAAGGGUCCUUGGUGGAGACACACUCUAUUCUUGAAGCUGGAUCUGUAGUUCCCCCAGGGAGGAGAAUUCCAACUGGUGAGCUUUGGGCAGGAAAUCCAGCAAGAUUCGUGAGGACUCUGACCCAUGAAGAAACCUUAGAGAUCCCUAAGCUUGCUGUUGCAAUUAAUGAUCUGAGUAAAAGCCAUUUCUCAGAGUUUCUCCCUUACUCGACUGUAUAUUUGGAGGUUGAGAAGUUUAAGAAGUCCUUGGGUAUUUCCAUUUAAUGGUUUCUGUCUUGCGUCUGCAUAGUGGAUCAUCAGAAAUUUCCUUGCAAGGAAAUAAGCACCUCCAAAACAUAAAAGGCAAGCAUUUGAGUUUUCCUUGUAGCUUUUCUGUUUCCUCGUCUCUGUAAUUUGAUUUUGCUGGCUGUGUUGCGAGCUUCAAUCAAAUAAUUAUAGUGAAGCACUUGUUUCAGAUUUUUUUUUUUUUUUUCUUUUUUGAUGAGGCACACAUUGUUUUGCCACACUCCUUGCUAGAUAUUGUGCUUUGGUGGUGCCUUGCCCAGGCAAUACAAUACUUUUGGUUUAUAUUAUCCAUGAAACUGAAGGUAGCUUCUUGACUGGAUAUUGAGUUUAUUAUUGGGCAUGAACGUCUUCCCAGCACCCAGGACUAUGAGGGAGUUUAUGGUUUCUUGAGUUUGUACCAAAUAAAUGUAAUUUGUGAUAUAUAUCUUAUUUCGUAGAGAA
This is a messenger RNA of Carica papaya (papaya), 1275 nucleotides long. RefSeq names its product gamma carbonic anhydrase-like 2, mitochondrial. The record is from RefSeq and is a predicted model, not a curated record. NCBI's taxonomy places the organism in Eukaryota, Viridiplantae, Streptophyta, Magnoliopsida, Brassicales, Caricaceae.